This is a messenger RNA of Ramularia collo-cygni, 372 nucleotides long. RefSeq lists its product as uncharacterized. The coding region runs from base 1 to 372 and encodes 123 amino acids. Gene Ontology annotation, cellular component: mitochondrial matrix. Gene Ontology annotation, biological process: mitochondrial proton-transporting ATP synthase complex assembly. NCBI's taxonomy places the organism in Eukaryota, Fungi, Ascomycota, Dothideomycetes, Mycosphaerellales, Mycosphaerellaceae. The record is from RefSeq and is a predicted model, not a curated record. The transcript has a single exon.
AUGUCCACCCACGCCAUCCAAGCCCGUUCAAUCUACCGCCGAAUUCUCCGCGAACUACCCGCACGCUCCCCCUCCCUCCUAGCAAAUCCCUCACCCAUGCAAAAACACAUCCGAGCCGACUUCACCACUCCUCCAACCGACUCACCCACACAAUCUCUCCAACACCAAAAUUCCAGGCCGUUGGAAUGGAGAUUGAAGGAGGCGGAGCAAUAUGUCAAGUAUUUGGCUGGUCAGCGCAUGUAUACGACGUUGGUGGAGAGAUAUAAUCCGGGGAUGAAUAUGACGGAUGAGGAUCGGGUGCGGUUGACGGCGAGGAGGGUUGGGAUGGAUUUGCCGUUGGAUAUGCGGGGGAAUGGUAGGGAGGAUCAAUGA